UUGAGCAAUUAUAAAGAAACUCAAGCAAAGAAAUUAUAAUAAGAAGUAUUAUAGUAUACGAGUUAUGACGAGUCAAAUGAUUUUUGAACAAAGUAUUGUCAUCAAUCCUGAUAAUAAUUUCAUCAAUAAAAACGUAAAUCGUUUGGAAAAUGUUCAGUCUAAUAGUAGUGAAAUUAUACCAACUAUAGUUACACGACAAGAAGUGGAAAUUUUAGUGAAAAGUACUAUAUCAUCGGAGGCUGAUAUUAUCGAUUACAAAUUGCAACGCUACUCCGACGAGAAAAUUGGCUUCUUAGGUACGCAUUUGCAGCUCAUUGUGCAAGUAAAAAAAUCAAACUACAAUGAAUACGAAAGGCGAAGCUUCUUCGUAAAAACCAUACCAUAUAAUAUACCAGCCCAAGCAGAAUAUGUUAAGGAGAAGGGAGUAUUUAAGAAGGAAAUUCAGUUCUUUAAAGAUCUUGUACCACUUUUAACGAAGAAUUUCAAAGGAGAUACAUGGUCACCACAUUGUUAUUUAACAAAAGAAAGUACAAUUAUAUUUGAAGAUUUGAAAUUUAAGGGAUUUACAAAUAGAUCGAAACUAUUUGAUAAAGAAACUUUGCUGUCCGCAGUAGCUUGCAUUGCGAGAUUCCAUGCUUCUUCGUUACUUGCAGAGGAACAAUUAAAUGGUAAGAGCCUAAUCCAGCUUUAUCCGGAACUUAUGCAGGAAUCGGAGUUCCAACUCACUGGUAGUAGCUAUACAUGGUUCAUUACUGCUAUCAAUUUAGCGGUUUCGUUGGCUAAAAAUCUUGAACUAGAUGCUAGUGCUAUUUACAAAGCCAGUGAACGAAUUUUUGACAUCCGUCUACCAUCUCAAAAUAAACGAAAUGUCGUUAGUCAUGGCGACCUUUGGAGCUACAACAUACUCUUCGACAAGAAUAAUCGAUGCAAUCUUGUUGAUUUCCAAUUAGUGCGCUAUGCGCCUUUAGCUCAUGAUGUUAUGCAAUUGCUUUAUUUGACAACUUCAAAGGAAUUAAGACAGAAAUGUGAAAGUGAAGUUAUAAAAUAUUAUUACGCAACCUUAAUAGAACAUUUGAAAAUCAAUGAUUUUCACAGUAGCUUGCCAACGUUUGAGGAGGUACUGGAAGGUGCAGAAGAGCAAAGAUUACUUGCUCUUAUUACUGCAAUAAUAUUUCAUCCGACUGUGCUAAUGGAUGGUAUAACAGCAGCAAGAAUCAUGGACAAUCCGAUUACAUAUGAAGCGUAUUAUUUCAAAGAUAGGAAACCCUUUGUUGAUAAAAUUAUGGCUGAAGAUCCAGUAUAUAAACAGAAGCUUAUAGAAACGGUCGAGGAACUUGUUGAAAUGUCUUUAAUAUUGGACAGUUUGCCACGACCAAAGUAACUGUUGAAUAUAUUU
Molecule: messenger RNA, 1396 nt
Organism: Ceratosolen solmsi marchali
Lineage: Eukaryota; Metazoa; Arthropoda; Insecta; Hymenoptera; Agaonidae
Exons: 2
Coding region: 65-1381 (438 amino acids)
Source: RefSeq, a predicted model, not a curated record